AUGUCUAAAAUAAAGAGUAACUUCAUUAAUAAAAUUUUAUAUAUUGCAUAUUUUUUUAAGAUUUCAAUGUUUUUGCUUUUAAUAUGGAUAUUUGCCUUUUUCAAUAAUAUAUGUUAUACAAUUGAAAAUGUGAAGUCUAUCCACAAGCUAAAUGGUACAUACGGAAUAGGGGUGCAUCGUUUAUUGUCAAUAACUGAAUUGGAGAUUGGAUUUGAACAGAAUAAUAUAAAAGAAGGUAUAUCUCAAAACUAUGAAAGUAAUGAAUUAAAAAAUGAAUCUGAAGAUACAUCAAUAUAUAGAAGAUUAAAAAAAAAUAGUUCAAAUCAUAUGUAUUCUUAUAGGAAAAAUUUAAAAAAUACUUAUGCAAAAAAAAAAGGAUUAGAAAAAUUAGAUUGCUAUUUCGAAAAAAAAAUAUUCAACAAUAUUGAUAAAAUACAUAAACUUGCUGAAAAUGGAAAUUAUGAUAAAAAAUCAUUUAAAAAUAUAAUACUUAAAAAAUAUGGAUAUAAAAUUAUCUUCUUUUCUUUAUUUUCUUUGCUUGGAUUAAUAGUUUCUAUAUUAGCAUGGGCUGAAGUGAAGGUAUUACCAAGCAGUCUAGGAGUGUUGGGAACUAUAAUACCUUAUUUAAAUGAAUCAUUUUUCUCAAUAUAUUGUACUAUAUUUAUAUUAACUAUUAUUUACAUCUUCAUUAAAGCAGUAAAAUAUGAAAAAUUAAAAACGGGAAAAGGAAAAAUGAAUAGAAAAGAAUAUAUCUGCUUUUGUAAAGAAAUUUUUAAAAUAAACUAG
Molecule: messenger RNA, 786 nt
Organism: Plasmodium vivax (malaria parasite P. vivax)
Lineage: Eukaryota; Apicomplexa; Aconoidasida; Haemosporida; Plasmodiidae
Product: variable surface protein Vir35, putative
Exons: 2
Coding region: 1-786 (261 amino acids)
Source: RefSeq, a predicted model, not a curated record